Messenger RNA from Cimex lectularius (bed bug), 6942 nucleotides. RefSeq names its product afadin (gene cno). The record is from RefSeq and is a predicted model, not a curated record. The transcript is spliced from 33 exons. Gene Ontology annotation, biological process: signal transduction; regulation of protein localization. The coding region runs from base 284 to 6094 and encodes 1936 amino acids. NCBI's taxonomy places the organism in Eukaryota, Metazoa, Arthropoda, Insecta, Hemiptera, Cimicidae. Gene Ontology annotation, cellular component: adherens junction. Gene Ontology annotation, molecular function: cell adhesion molecule binding.
GUGAACAAUCCGAAGCCGUGCCGUCCGUGACAGUCAGUCCGACGCGAAGAGUCAAAAACCAAGAAAAACUGACAAUAUCGUUUUUUUUUUUGCCGAUUUAUAAAAAAUACAGAGACGGACCGCGUCGACAGACUUUGCACGUUUACCGGCGCGGAAGUGUUUUUUUAUUCCACGUCGAGUGCGCCAAAUAUGAAGUCUGCAAGGUGUCUAGUGGGAAGUGUUAAGUUGUGUUAUUGUCUUGUACCUGUCUGACCCCGGGAUAACAAGGAGCAAGAGAGGAAAGAUGAAUCAAGAAAUGGCAAUGGUCGUUCGGAGGAACGAGGAAAGGGAAGCUCUCCGGAGUGUCAUCGCCCAAUGGAACGCGAACAGACUCGACCUGUUUGAACUUUCGGAACCAAAUCAAGAUUUAGAGUUUCAUGGGGUGAUGAGGUUCUACUUCCAGGACUCGGGCCAAAAGGUGGCCACGAAGUGUAUUAGGGUAGCUUCGGACGCCACGGCCCAGGUCGUCAUAGAAACGCUCAUCGAGAAAUUCAGGCCUGACAUGAGGAUGCUCUCAGUACCAGAGUACGCCUUGUACGAAAUACACGAAAACGGAGAUGAGAGGAGACUGGAACCGGAAGAAAAACCCCUGCUGGUGCAAUUGAACUGGCAUAAAGACGACAGAGAAGGAAGAUUUCUUCUUAGGAGAAUUGACGAUAAAACAAAUAUGCCAGAGGGAACGUUUCAGGAAGGCGGAUCCAGUUUUAGGCGAAAACUGUCGAAGAGGGAGAAGAAACAACUCAAAAAGCAGGAGAAGCUCAACAGAGUGAAGAGCUCCGGCCUGCCCAAUGAAGAGAUCGAUUCUGGUGUAGCUGAAAAACUUUAUACAGAACUCCCAGAGACCAGCUUUACACGUUCCAUAUCAAACCCGGAGGCUGUGAUGAGGAGACGAAGGCAGCAGAAACUGGAGCGCAAGCUUCAGCAAUUCAGGAGUAAAGACGGCGGUCCUGACACAGGUGGCACUCUGAAAAUAUAUGGCGAAGCACUAUGUCGAGAUGUACCGUACAAGACCCUGCUCCUUUCCAUCGGUGACACGGCAGCGCAAGUCGUUAAAGAAAUGCUCUUGAAAUAUGGCCUUGAUAAAGAAGAACCAUUACAUUACUGUCUAGUACAGGUGAAUACAGCGAUUGAAGAAACAAAAGACAACACUCCCGGCAACAACAACACGAUCAACAACAGGGAAUACAUUCUUGACGACGAUGAGUGCCCUCUUGCCAUUCUCAUGAACCACCCCAUGUCCAGAGGGUCGAUCAUGUUCCACGUGAGGCGGCGGCCGGCCGAUUUCCACCCUAGAAAAAGGAAGAAAAAACCCCAACAGGGAAAAUGGGGCCAGCACAACGAACUCCUCGACUACAGAUACGAAGACGGGGUCGACAGGCUGCCUUUCUUCCUCGAAUUGAAUCCAGAUGGUUCCGAGAUAGCCGGCGGUAGUGCGAAGCGUUACAAGCUCCAUCCGAACGUUACCGAGGUGGGCAGCGAGCGAGGAUCACCCCACGGACACGGACAGUCGCUCCAGUUGUUCGGGCCCAACAUACAGCCGAGGCACUGCGUCAUCGCGCAUACAGAAGGCAUCGUCACGGUCACACCCUGCAGCAGAGACGCCGAGACUUAUGUCAACGGACAAAGGAUCUACGAAACAACAAUACUUCAAGACGGUGCGACAGUGAAAUUCGGCAGGAUUCACAACUUCAGAUUCCUUGAUCCUUGCCACGAGGAAAGGGCAAGGCUCAGGCACGAUUCCUCCAGAUCCCCGCACGACUAUUCUUACGACAGACAAUCCGCACGAGACGAAACGUCGAGCCUGAGCGUUGGGAACGGUCCGACGACGACGAGCACGCCGUCCGGAAACCCUCUCAAUUACGAGACGACGUUCGAUGUCGACGGGAACGUCGAGACGAGGUCGACCUCCAGCCAGGGAAACAAGGAGGACACCAGGUCUCAGAGGUCGAUCAGCAGCAGCCGUGAGGGAAAUAGACUUUCCAAUUAUGAGAGAUACGCGAGAGGGACGGACGCGAUUCUUCCAGCUGUAUUGGAGGUCAGAGAAGAGACGGAAGAAGCACUUCUUCACGCAAUUAUAACCGACUUGGAUCCGACUGCGCCCGCUUUCAAGCUGUCCCCAGCUUACACGCUGUACCUCAUUGCGAGGUACAGAGCCUCGACGCAUUACAGACCCGAGCUGACGACGAUAGAAAGAGCGCAUAGGCUGACACUCAUGCUCGCCAGGGUGGCGGGCAUGAUCCAUAGCGUCAUACAGGAGAGGUACUGCGAAGUCAAGUGUCUAGCUUUGUGGCUGGCGAACGCCUCCGAGCUUCUGCACUUCCUAAAAUCGGACCGGCACAUUUCUGCGUUCUCCCUGGACGCCCAAGACACGUUGGCAGACGCGGUUCAAGUCGCCUUCAGACAUUUAGUCUCAUGCUUGCAAGGCGAACUUUCGGCCGUUAUGCCCAACUUCUUGUCCGACAGGGAGGAUUUGAGCCACGAUCCUGAAGAUUCUUCAACCGCUUCGGUAUUAGGGGUGUUGUUGUCGACGAUGUCGUUGUUGAGGCGGUACCGCGUCAACGCAGCGCUCACCAUCCAGCUCUUCUCCCAGCUUUUUCAUUACGUCAACGUAUGGGCGUUCAACAGGGUGGUUGCGCCCAACUCCAUAUACUGCUCACGAACAUGGGGGCUUCGUUUGAAAGCGAGGUUGGCUCAGAUCGAGAUGUGGGCCGAGAGACAAGGCCUUGAACUUGCAGCCGACUGUCACUUGGCCAGGCUCAUGCAAGCCGCGCACCUCUUGCAGGCUCCGAAGUACACUUGCGACGAUCUGGCGACACUCUCGUCCACCUGCUACAAGCUCAAUUCGCUACAGCUGCGCGCUUUGCUACAGAGAUACCAGCCCACGCCUGACGAGCCGAGAAUUCCACAUGAUAUCGUAGACAACGUCGUAAGAGUAGCCGAAAAUAUCGCCGACGAGCUGGCACGAUCCGACGGUCGUGAAGUAAGACUCGAAGAAGAUCCAGAACUGGCUCUUCCGUUUCUCCUACCGGAAGACGGCUACAGCUGCGAGAUGGUCCGCGGCGUCCCGCCGGGCCUCGUCGACUUCGUCGCACCGCUGCAGCACGCCAAUCUCUGCAGACUCACGGCCCAGCCUACGUCCAACGGACUCUGGACUGUCUAUAUGGGCCCUGUAAACUCGACGGCGAGGAGCCCCAGUGCGAUGAGCAACAGGUCGGCGGGUUUCGUCCCGGCGCCCCAAGAGCCAGAAAUCCAGAUUAUCAAGCUGCACAAGUCCAACAACGGCAUGGGCCUUAGCAUCGUAGCCGCUAAAGGUGCUGGUCAAGACAGAUUGGGAAUCUACAUCAAAUCUGUUGUCAAAGGUGGUGCUGCAGAUGCUGAUGGCCGUUUACAAGCCGGAGACCAACUAUUGAAAGUCGACGGGCAAAGCUUGGUCGGAAUAACUCAAGAGAAGGCUGCAGAAUAUCUCGUAAGGACUGGGCCAAUUGUAACUCUGGAGGUGGCGAAGCAAGGAGCCAUCUAUCACGGCUUGGCAACACUUCUAUCACAACCUUCUCCAGUCAUGGCAAGGGGCCCACGGAGGAUGAGCGAACGGGAUUUACCUUCACGUGUGCUUAGCGAGCAGCAAACUCAACCGGCAAGAGGGCAGCUUCCUCCACAUCCACCGCAAAUGCAUAGCUCUAAGUCAGUCCCAUCCCUAAACACCGGAAACCACGAAUUAGAAAGACCAUUGGUGAACAUGAAUCAAACAAUUAUAGGGAAUAGUACAAUGCCUAGACCGAACCAUGAAGUUUUUAACCCUGGUUAUAGUAGAACAUCGUCUACGAACAGCAUCCCUCAGAAAUCAUUUGAAGGACAGCCUCAUCCAAAUCAACAUCAAGUUAGAUCAAGAUCAAAUCAGAAUUUGGCAGAACAACGCCUGAAUCCUAUUCAAGGCAAUCACGUCAAUCAGAGGCAGCCCUCCAACCCUAGUCUUGUACCAAAUAACUACAACCACCACCAGCCACCGUAUGCCGGCCAUCAACAGCCGAUGGGCCCGUAUCACCAUCACUCCCAGCUGGCGGCCCAGCAAGGUCCACCUCAUCCCCAGUAUCAGAUGCAGCAGCACAUGCACCUUCCUCAGCAGCAGAAUAGCCCCGUCGGUGACAACGGUGAAAGAUUCUACCAGAAUCUGAGCAUUUACAGAAACCAAGAGGUGCACAACGGCUAUCCUCCACCUCAAAACGGAAUAGGAAGGGGAAAAAUGCCGAGUCCCCAAGACGAGAGGAAUGCGAUCAACAUGCAAAAAGGCUUCAGAGGUUCUCAGUCUUCUCUACAAAGCAGGAAUACGAAUGACGCUUUGAAUUCUAAAGACAGACCUGCGUCGGCUUAUCUUCCAAAUAACUAUUCAUCCCAACUUCCACCUCAAGGUAUGACUUCUCGUUCUCAGUCUUCCAGAGAUAUGUUAAGGCAAGAAGCAAAAAUUCAAGAAAUGACUGAAGAAGUUAGAAGACGGGAAAUGAGAGUUACCUCACCACAACUACGAACUCCUAUUGGAGGACCAAUUCAAGGAUCCCCGUUGCGAUACACGGGUGGAUACAGCGAUGGAAAUUUCCAAAUGACAAACAGCACCCAGCAACACGAUUAUUCUGACAGCCCACCACCGCCACCUCCUCCACCUACGUCCACUCAUCCGCUUUAUCAGCAGCAGCCACGAUCAGACUCAAGAUACGCUGCCAGUGGCGGAGAACCACCGAGAGGAGCGUACUACUCGACUUCACCCAGUACACAACAAAACAAAAACUAUUUUCCUGGUAACCCCUGGCAAAGAGAAGAAAGAGAAAGAGAAGCAGAAAGGAAGAGGGAUAUGGCAAGACAUUGGAGGGACCAGCAGAUCAGCGAGUUACUGAACCUACCCGUCCGAAAUGCUCAGCAAGAAGAGCAUUUAAGAGCUUUGAAAUUGGAAAGAGAAUUUGAAAGAAGAGCAGAGGAGGAGCUCGAAGAGGAAGAAGAAGAAGAUCAGGAAACCGCUGAGAGAGUUCAGGGGUUGUUAAGAGUAGCACACCAAAAUGAAGAGCGUAGAUCAAUGAGGACAUUGCCAUCCAGUUCUAACAUACCGACAAGUCAGCCAGGUCAAAGUCCUCAGAUAAACGGCUCCAUCAGUCGACCGAUAAUGGCGACAGCCACACCGACAUUUUCACAUGCAAGUAAUGAAGAAAAGGCAAGACUGCAAAGGCUAAAAGAGUUAAAAAUGAAACAGGCAGAAGUUGAAGCCGAGCGUAUGAAGAAAAAAAUGGAAGAAGAAAAUAAAAAUCAGGGAAUACAAUCUUAUCAAACAGUGACAAGUAGAGUUGUGAACAAUCAGAACAUUUCAAGCAUGAGGACGACAACUUCAAAUUUGAGAUUGGACAACCUUGUAAUAAACACGCCAGCGAAUAAUAACAAUUAUCAAAAUAACGGUUACAGUUCAAGCCAAGCUAGUCCUGCAGGCCAAAGAUUGGACAUGAUGCUAGGACAAAGCCCAAAUGGGCCGCCACAGCCACCUGAGCGAGGCUCUUCGUUCGCGAUCAUGUCGUGCGCGCAGGGGCAAAUGAGGAGCCCUAAUUCGAACACUUCGCCUACAACGAACAACACGACUCCGACGAUCGCGACGGCAAAAAGGGUUUCAUUCCAAGAACCUCCACCUCCUCCUCCACCCUCAAAUCCUGCACCUCCUCUAGAAAAUAUCAGAGAAGAUCCCAAUCACUUCAUCAAUGAAGCAGAGACGAUGCUUGCAUCACCUGUUAGCCCAGAAAUCAACUUCACAGGAAGCACACCAGGUGUAAUCGGAGCCCAGGAAGUUUACAAGGAUCCAAGGCAGAGAAGACUCGCUGAGCAGCAACACCAGAAACUCUUGUCGAACAAAGGCGCCGUCCCGGAAAAGCUGAGUUUUAAAGAGAAAAUGAAGAUGUUCGCCAUGGAAACUGGGGAGGAAUCAACCCCUAAGGACAAAGUGAAAAUUUCAAGGGCACAAAGGGAUAUCGACAAUAUCGGGUCACCGACAACCCAGAACAAUAAUUCCAACACCCAAGCAAAUUAAAAAAAAAUUACAUUGUUUAACAUGUAUUCCAGGUUACCUUAUUACAAUUUAUUUGUAUAUAUGAAUUCUAAAAGAGGGAAUGUAUAUUACCUGUAAUUCUACAACAGCACAAGCCUAGGGUUUACAUAUGUACUGUAUAUAAACUGUUUUCUAAUGGGCUGCAAAUAAAUAAUAUACGUUAUGUCAAUACACGAGUGUAUAAAAGCAAAUUUAUUGUAGAUAGAAUGUAAUUUUUUAAACAAAUUAACUACAUUGUGAAAUGAUUAUAAACUGGGGUGACUUGUGACAAAUAUAAAGGCUUAUACCAUUCUUGGAUAAUUUAUCAAAUAAAAUAUAUAUUUUGUUAUAAAUUAUUAUAAAUAUAUAUUUACAUAGUAUUAUUUUUUAAUCUAUAAUGAUAAAUUUUGUAAGUCAAUUUUUUUUGUUUUGUUUUUAAAAUUUUAAAAGUUAAUUUUGAGUUUUUGAUAUAUAUAUAAAUAUAUUUUUACUAUAAAAUGAGUGUGUUGUAUAAAAAUUAUAUUUAAAAAAAGAAAGAAAAAAAGAGGGGUCACUAAUAUUAUAAUGUAAGGAAUCUGGACCGUCCAUUGGUUAGCAUGUUGUAAUUAUAUUUUUAUAGUUGUUGACGAAUGCAAUACAGAUUAUAAAAAGUUUUGAUGAUUCGCAAUGGAGAUUCAGUGCUUUAUUAAUUAAAUCAUCACGCAUCAUCAUUAUAGUUGAUAUCUUUUCCAUCUUAGAUGUACAGCUCUCUUUAUUAAUCAGGAAGUUAAAUCGUAAUAUUUCUUUGUAUAUUAUUGUAUUUAAUGUAAAUAAACUGUUAAAUUGAUAUCCAGCACUGAAAAAAAAAAAAA